Messenger RNA from Cryptococcus amylolentus CBS 6039, 1317 nucleotides. RefSeq lists its product as hypothetical. Lineage: Eukaryota; Fungi; Basidiomycota; Tremellomycetes; Tremellales; Cryptococcaceae. The transcript has 9 exons. The coding region runs from base 220 to 1251 and encodes 343 amino acids. The record is from RefSeq and is a predicted model, not a curated record.
UUCGCCUCCUCUUCUUCAUACUCUUCUUCAUACAGACACCCUGCAGCGGACGGUAACCUCGGCACAUAGCAACAGACACCCUCGCCUCGAAAACCCGGAAGAAAUCAGUGCCAGCCCUCAUCGGUCAUCCGCGAUUCAUCUCUUUCUGUCGGCCUUCAAAUCACCUGCAAUAUCAUCGGCUUCCAUCUCGUCCCGAACCUCUGCGUAACCAACUUUUGAAUGUCUACAGCUGCCACUACUACCCAGGCUGCUCCUGCCGCGGUCCCUACCCCGGCCAAGCCAGCUCAGCCGCCUCUCAAUCUUCUUGAAAGUUUCAUCUGUGGUGGUCUAGCCGGUGUCGGUGCUGUCAGUAUCUCCAAUGUUCCCGAAACUAUGAAAACACGCCUGCAGCUUCAGGGUGAGCUGCAGAAGCACGACCCUUCCGCGCCUCGAGUGUACAAGAACGUCGGUGAUGUGUUCAAGAAGACAUGGCAGCACGAGGGAAUCAGAGGCCUUCAAAGAGGUCUGUUGCCGGCUUAUGGAUACCAGAUUCUCCUCAAUGGUUCCCGUCUAGGUUUCUACGAGCCUUGCAGAAAGUUCUUCAACACAGCUAUCGGCAAGAAUCCCGAAGAUAGCGUAGCCGUCACUGCCAUUGCUGCUGGUGCUUUCACGGGCUGUAUCGGUGCUGCUCUCGGAUCUCCCCUUUUCCUCGUCAAAGCUCGUAUGCAGGCCUACUCUCCAGCGCUGCCCGUUGGUGCCCAGCACUACUACCCAAACUCUUUUGCCGCCCUCACUAGCAUCAUGAAGACCGAUGGGUUCUUUGGUCUCUGGAGAGGUGUCAGCACGGCCAUUUUGCGUACCGCCAUGGGCUCCUCUGUGCAAUUACCCUCAUACAACCUUUCCAAGAGCUACCUCGUGUCCAAUGCUGGUAUGGCGGCCGACAGUUUCUGGACCUUCCUUGCUGCGUCUUCCGUCUCUGGUGUUGCCGUCUGCCUUGCCAUGCAGCCUGCCGAUACUGCUCUCACAAGAAUGUACAACCAAAACACUAUCAAGGACCCCAUCACCGGCAAAGUCCGUGGCGCUUUGUACACCAACCCUAUCGACUGCCUCUGGAAGACCUUCAAGGCUGAAGGUAUCCCUGGAUGGUACAAGGGUACCACCGCCCACUUCCUCCGAAUCACCCCCCACACCAUCUUUACUCUUGUCUUCAAUGAGUUGAUCAUGGCCCAAUAUCAAAAGAUCCGAGCUGCCCCUGAGCCCAAGUUGGUGUAGAACAUGUACAAUCAAGCAUAGCAUCGGUUUCGAUCGUACCUUUUGUGAUGAAUCGCGAGUCUACGA